Molecule: messenger RNA, 1161 nt
Organism: Candidozyma duobushaemuli
Lineage: Eukaryota; Fungi; Ascomycota; Pichiomycetes; Serinales; Metschnikowiaceae
Gene: END3
Product: End3p
Exons: 1
Coding region: 1-1161 (386 amino acids)
Biological process (GO): actin filament organization; endocytosis; endosomal transport
Cellular component (GO): nucleus; mating projection tip; plasma membrane
Molecular function (GO): calcium ion binding; protein binding
Source: RefSeq, a predicted model, not a curated record
AUGCCCCGUUUGGAAGAGUGGGAAAUCAAAAAGUACUGGGAAAUCUUCCAGGGGCUCAAACCCGAAAACAACAAGCUCACGGGUGAUCGUGUCCUGCCUGUUCUUAAGAACUCCCGUCUCAAGGAUGACCAAUUGUCGAAGAUAUGGGAUCUCUCAGAUAUCGAUGCCGAUGGCCGCUUGGACUUUGAAGAGUUCUGUAUCACCAUGCGGUUGAUUUUUGACUUGGUCAAUGGCUCCAUGCUGGAGUUGCCGCUGGAGCUACCAGGCUGGCUUGUCCCUUCCUCCAAGUCUCACUUGAUUCAUGCCAACAAGGCUGUCGCAACAGGCUCUACGGGCAAUUCAUACGACGGCGACGAUGACGAUUUGUUGUCGAACGACUUUGACUGGUACAUAUCGCCUACCGACAAAGGCACGUACGAAACGAUCUACAACUCGAACAGUGACUCAUAUGGCCGUGUGCGUUUCGAUUCGCUUGAAGGCUUGUACCUGACACUUUCUAAGGUCCCACGCUCAGACAUCUCUUCGGCCUGGAACUUGGUCAACCCAAAGCUGUUCGAAACAAUUGACAAAGAUCAGGUCUUGGUUUUUCUCCACAUAUUAAACCAGCGUGAGAAUGGAAAGCGUGUCCCAAGAGGUGUACCAGCAUCCUUGAGAGCUACAUUCUCCAAGGAGGUGCCCUCAUAUGAUUUGAGUGCAGCAGCAGCUUCAACUCCCGCCAAAAAUAUCAGCCAGCCUAAGGCCAAUGACAAAAAGCUGUUUGGCAUGAGCUAUCUUAAUAAAAUCGGUCAGGGCAACAAUGCCGACCGCGAGAAGGGAACUGAUUUCUCUGCAACCGAAGGUACCGAUUGGGAAGAAGUCCGCUUACGCCGAGAAUUGACUAACUUGGAAGACCUUUUGGAGAAGGCUAAGCAGGAGCUGAACAACAAGAGCGACAGCGGCAAUAGCGAUCUGGCAUUGCUAAAACACGAGUUUGAACAGCUACUCAAAUACAAACAGGGCAAACUCUCAGCAGCCGAAAACGUGCCCAACACCGACAAGGACUUGACCGACGUGAAGAACGAUAUAGAGUUGAUUGGGUCUCAGGUGCAAGUGCUUGAAGAGUUCCUCGCAGGCAAAGAGAAGGAGCUAGCACAACUUCAGCAGGAGCUUCUGACGGUAUAA